UAGAUUGCGUAUUAAUAUGGUAUUUCUAUGUAUAAUUUCCGAUGCGACAAAAGUAAAUUAUAGAGAGUAUUGUUACAGGCAACGAUGAUGAUGAUAAAAUGGAAUCCAAAGUCUGUUUGGAUUCUUCUUUCGUGGAGUUUCUUUCAGUCGUCCACUUCUGGAAAAGGAAAAAUCAAACGAAGUUAAAGGUAAGGUAUGAAUUGGAUGAGCAGCUUGAAUUGUUUAACAAUGGCGUUCUGUCUCUCUUUAUUGCGGUUAAUGUGCGCUCAGUUGCUAUGAAUGAGAUAAUCAGUCAUUUAUUGAGUCUCUGAAAAAACUCCACCAGAAAGUUUUUGGGGGCAAGGAUCUCAAAUUCUGCUGAAACCAGCUACCUGUUCUUUAAUCGAUGCAAUUAUUGACAUUCGGCGUCUUUCACUUUCUCGAUCAUUUAGUUUCCUCUCUCUCUGUCUGAUUGACGAGUAGAACUGUGAAUUGAAACAAAGAACACCUAGCGGAAAGUGAAGUAAAUAAUUGUUUCAUUAUUUUUCUGUUGGUGACUUUGUGUUGGAAUUUAUGGCGGUUCACAAUAGAACGUAGAAUCAUCGCUUGUGAUUGGAGGUGAUAUUUAAUAAGAGCGUUAAAUUGGCGGACUCUAUUGAUUUCAGAUUUGACUGGAAGUUGCUCAACUUAGAGGAGGUCGUGGACCGUCGGAGGCGAUGGAGUUUUGAAUGAAACUUCAAAAUCCACUGUGAGUUUCCUGUUUCCUUCCACAUCACCAGACGGCGAUGGAAUUUCAAGCUCACCGGCGGUAUCUGCUAGAUGUAGUUUUAUUAUUGUUAUUAAUUCAGUGUGGUUUAGGUCAGACGGAUUCGUUGAACUCCAGUGCGGACUGGACGGCGUUAUUUGGUCUCCGAUCAUCGUUAGGGUUAAGAGGCAAAGAUUGGCCUAUAAAAGCCGAACCCUGUUCCUCUUGGACCGGAGUUCAGUGCAAAGCCGGUCGAGUUGUUGGGAUCACCGUAUCAGGACUGAAGCGAACUCGUAGUAGGCUGAUCAGCCCUCGUUUCGCCGUCGAUGCGCUUGCGAAUUUUACCGCCUUGGUCUCAUUCAACGCCUCUGGUUUCCUACUUCCUGGCUCCAUUCCGGACUGGUUCGGUCAGUCUCUUGUUACGCUUCAAGUGCUUGAUCUAAGCUCUUCUUCGAUUGCUGGCCCAAUACCCUCCUCCAUUGGCAAUUUAAGUAAACUCACUGUUCUUCGUUUAUCUGGUAAUAGUCUUACUGGUAGUAUGCCUUCUGCAAUCGGACAGUUAUCUCAGUUAUCUGUUCUUGAUCUCUCGAGAAAUCUGCUUACUGGGUCAAUACCUCCCAUUUUCUCAUCUCUUAACAAUCUUACACGGCUUGAACUUGCCUCGAAUUUUUUAUCUGGACCGAUCCCACCCAGUUUAGGCACUCUUAGUAAACUACAGGUGUUGAAUCUUUCGGACAAUAGUUUAACAGCAUCCAUACCAAGUGAACUGGGUAAUCUAUCAGCACUACUGGUGUUUGAUCUUAGCAUGAAUUCGCUGACGGGUGUGCUACCUGUGAAUUUGAAGGGGUUAAGGAAUUUGGAAAAGAUGUAUAUUGGAGAUAACGGCUUAGAGGGCCAUUUGCCAGAUGAUUUGUUUCGAAGUCUUUCUCAGUUACAAGUAUUGGCUUUGAGAGGAAAUAAACUUGAUGGCGGUCUAAAUCGUGACUUGCUAGCACACCCCAAAUUGAAGUUUCUGGAUGUAUCUAACAACAUCCUGACGGGUAGCUCGCCAAGUUUUGUUCCAAACAGUGUUGCUGUAUUCAAUUUCUCAAACAAUUUUCUGUAUGGUCAUCUAAAUCUACCCCUCGAAUUCCAUGGGUCAAUCGAUUUAUCAGGAAACUAUUUCCAGGGUGUUGUACAGAACAAGAGUCAUAAUGUUAGCCUCCGAGGAAACUGCCUGAAAAUGGUGCCAAAUCAAAGAAAUUUUGAGGAUUGUAGACUCUUCUACUCUGGGAAAACCUUAACUUUUGAAGGGUUUGGAGAAGGAAAUCCGGACGAACUAGUGCAUCGUUAUGUUAAAAACAAUCGCUUGAAGUUCAUAAUGGUGGGACUAUUUGGUGGAUUGGGCCUCGUUGUUAUUUUUGUGGUUAUCCUCGUAUUGUUCUUGAAAAUAUGUGGCAAAGGUAAAGCAAAUAAGAGAGAAAAAUCUAAUGAUGAAGCCAGUCCUUCACUUCCAAAGGAACCACUCUACUUCGCUGGUCUGGGAGAUUCAUUUACUUAUGAGCAGAUGCUACAAAGUACUGGGAAUUUCAGCGAAGACAAUCUCUUAAAACAUGGUCACUCUGGAGAUCUCUACAAGGGGUUCCUGGAGAGUGGCCUUCCUGUAGUGAUUAAAAAGGUAAAUAUGCAGUAUUUGAAGAAUGAAAGGUACUCUCUAGAACUAGAUUUCUUCAGCAAAGUAUCGCAUAUGAGAUUUGUUCCAAUCUUGGGGCACUGCUUUGAGCGCGAGGAUGAAAAGCUCUUGGUGUACAAAUGUAUGCCAAAUGGGGACUUGGCUAAUUGCUUGCAGAAGGUUUCCAGUUCAGAAGAUGACACCGUGCAGUCCCUGGAUUGGAUUAUCAGACUGAAAAUAGCAAUAGGAGCGGCUGAGGCCCUAUCUUACCUGCAUCAUGAAUGUAACCCUCCUCUCGUCCAUAGAGAUAUUCAAGCAAGCAGUAUCCUCCUCGAUGACAAAUUCGAAGUGCGUCUUGGAAGCUUGAGUGAGGCCUGUGUUCUAGGAGGGGAUCAGCACCAUAAUGUCUUCUCGAGAUUAAGGAGAACACAACAAAGCUCCGAACAAAGCUCUUCUGGGCCCUCACAAGCAUCCUGUUCGCUAGACAUUUACUGUUUUGGUAAAGUGUUAUUAGAACUUGUAACGGGAAAGGUUGGUAUCAGCAAAGCAGAAGAUUCUACCACAAAGGAGUGGCUGGAAUACACCUUAUCUAACAUAAGUUUCCAUGAUAAGGAACUCAUAACAAAGAUAGUCGAUCCGUCGUUGAUGAUCGACGACGAUCUUCUGGAAGAGGUAUGGGCAAUGACGAUCAUCGCCAAGUUAUGUCUGAAUCCGAAACCAUCAAGACGACCCCUGAUGAGAUACGUCCUUAAAGCAUUGGAAAAUCCUUUGAGAGUAAUCAGGGAAGAAAGCUCUAGCUCAGGCAGGCUGCGCACAACUUCAUCAAGAACAUCUUGGAGUGCUGCUUUUCAUGGUAGCUGGAGACACAGCUCAUCAGAUGUACAUAGAGAAUGUGGCAGUGGUGGCUCAAAACAACCCGGAAGAAUAAGCUCAUAUGGCAGCUGUGGAUAUGAUUUCUUGUCUUCAAAUAAAAGGCUAUCCAGCGAAAUCGUCCCCGAACCAGAAGAAUUUCGAGACGUCGAGAGGCAAGACUAGUUCGAACAACCUUAAUAUGGUAAUCAUUCCUUUGAGAGAAUUUAAAUGGCGGGAAAUUGGUGGGGAAGCUAUUGCUUCAUCCACGCUGCCGUUUAGUUUGUUGGACAGAACAGUAAUCAAUGGAAAUCUAAAUAAACACUACUGUUUAUUAUAUCUACAGAUUACUCUUAUUAUUAAAGGCAAGACAUUACUGUUUAUUCA
Cucurbita maxima (winter squash) is the source of this 3611-nucleotide messenger RNA. Its product is annotated as probable LRR receptor-like serine/threonine-protein kinase At2g16250. The record is from RefSeq and is a predicted model, not a curated record. Gene Ontology annotation, molecular function: protein kinase activity; ATP binding; protein binding. Bases 765 to 3410 code for a protein of 881 amino acids. The transcript is spliced from 4 exons. Gene Ontology annotation, biological process: protein phosphorylation. NCBI's taxonomy places the organism in Eukaryota, Viridiplantae, Streptophyta, Magnoliopsida, Cucurbitales, Cucurbitaceae.